Molecule: messenger RNA, 1001 nt
Organism: Calliphora vicina (urban bluebottle blowfly)
Lineage: Eukaryota; Metazoa; Arthropoda; Insecta; Diptera; Calliphoridae
Product: fibrinogen-like protein 1
Exons: 5
Coding region: 1-903 (300 amino acids)
Source: RefSeq, a predicted model, not a curated record
AUGCAAUAUAUAACGGCUACGACUUUAGAGAAAAAUGAUGAAUAUAAUUCCAUGGUGACAAUGGCUUUAUUUGAUAAAUUAAAUUGGGUUAUAAGGGAAAUACAAAAUAUUGAGCAACAAUUUAUAGUUUUUAACAAAAAACUCCAUAGCCUGGAAAAUAUAAGAAAAUCAAAUUUACUGGCUUUCAAAUUGGAAAUACGAGAACUGCUACAGCAGCAAGAUUUAAAAACUGAAAAGCUAUUGUGGCAAAUGGAACAGGAAGUAUUCAAAAAAAUGGAAUUGCAAGAAAUUAUAACAAAAAACACUUCCCUAGCUAUGGAGAACUUACAAAAUUUCAAUGUCGUUUCAUUAAAACAAAAUCGCAAUUGGCAGACAAUUUUACGGCGACAAGAUGGUUCUCAGAACUUUAAUCUCAGUUGGCAUGAUUAUAAAACCGGGUUUGGCAAUGUUAAUGGAGAAUUUUUCAUUGGUCUAGAGAAACUUCAUGCCCUCACCACAUAUGCUGAUCCUCAUGAGCUGUUAAUCAUUUUACAGGAUUUCGAUAAUCAAACCCGUUACGCUAAAUACAGUGAUUUUGUGAUUGGCAGUGAAAACGAAAACUAUCAAAUUAAAAAGAUUGACAAAUUUCAGGGUGAUGCCAAUGAUUCACUUUCUCAACAUUUGAAUUGUGGAUUUUCUACCUAUGAUCGUGAUAAUGAUAAUACAACAACGUCCCAUUGUGCAAAAGUGUUUCAGGGUGGCUGGUGGUUUUCGUCAUGCUAUAAUUCACAUUUAACUGGACCCUAUGUGCAUCAAUCAAAUAUUACGAGUAUUAAGGAGAAAGAUAAGGGUAUAAUUUGGAAUUCUUGGCAUGGUUUGAAUUAUUCAUUGAAAUAUGCUGAAAUGUUGAUAAGACCAAAAUAGUUGUUGAUGAGUUUUAUAUGAGUGAAGAUAAAAUGUUGUUUUGAUAUUUAAUUCCAUGAAAUUAUUUAUUAUAUUUUUGCUGCGUUUUUUUAAGAAUU